AUGACGGCCGGCCCCCUGGACCAGCGCGGCGACGCAGACGGCGAAGAACGCGCCCGAGGUGCCCAUCACCAGGAUGUGUCCGGCGCCGAUGCGCCAGACGCGGGCGGCCUGGAGGAUGGUGGUGGCCCCACUGAUGAGCAGCGCGGCGAAGACGCCCCAGGCAAGGUAGGUUUCGGGCUGAUCGGCGAUGCGGAAAACGACCGCCACGCCCAGCACGAUCCCCCCGAUGAUGACGGCGGCGGCCUGGACGCCGGCGCCGAUGGUCAGCAAGUUGGGGGGAUGCUCGUCCGGCUCGUAGCGGAUGUGUUCGUUAAGUUGUGUGGUGGCCAAGAGAUACUCUCCGAAUACAAGUGUGACGUUAUCGCCGUCUCAAUCGGGAUAGUGUGCAAUGACGCGCGAGAAGUCCACGACCAAGCCCUGGAACGUCUGCGCCAAGGCGAUAUUCGCGACGCGGCCGAAAAGGCCUGGUGUGCCACCAAGCGCGCCACUGACGCGCUCAUCCUCGCCCUGACCGGCGAGGAGCCCGAAACGACCGCCAUGACCACCGAAGGACUACUCGAGCUAGCCAGUCGAAUUCGUGACGCCGAGACCCUGGUGGGGACGUUAUUUUACCCGAAUUAG
Geodia barretti is the source of this 621-nucleotide messenger RNA. The record is from the annotation of a GenBank genome assembly. Lineage: Eukaryota; Metazoa; Porifera; Demospongiae; Tetractinellida; Geodiidae.